Molecule: messenger RNA, 7295 nt
Organism: Phalacrocorax carbo (great cormorant)
Lineage: Eukaryota; Metazoa; Chordata; Aves; Suliformes; Phalacrocoracidae
Source: RefSeq, a predicted model, not a curated record
UCACUGCCAGUAGCGGGGCCGCGGGCGUGAGGGGACUGGGAGGCGGCGGCGGGUGGGCAGCGCCGUGCCCGGGCUCUUUCCCCGGGGUGUGUGGCUGAGGCGGGGCGCGGGGCCGCAGCGGCGCCCGGCUCCGAGUGCAAGGGGCGCGGGGAGGGGGAGCCCGGCCCCGGGCGGCGCGGCGGGAGCGAAGUCUUCGUCUCCCUCCCCGCCUGCGGCGGGAGGUCCCGGGCAGGGGCGGCCCCAGGUGGGGGAGCUGGGCGGCGAGGAGGGAGUCUCCGCGCCCCCGGUGUCCGUCCCCUCCGGCCCCGCGGGCGGCCGUGCCGGGACGCGCGGGUCCCCCCCGCGCCGUCGGGGUCCGGCAGCAUGAACAUCCUGCUGGAGCUCUUCGUGGUGACUUUCCGAGUGCUGUGGGCUUUCGUGCUGGCCGCCGCCAAGUGGCUGGUGCGGCCAAAGGAGAAGAGCGUGGCGGGGCAGGUGUGCCUGAUCACCGGGGCGGGCAGCGGCCUGGGCCGCCUCUUCGCCCUGGAGUUCGCCCGGCGCCGGGCGCUGCUGGUCCUGUGGGACAUCAACACUCAGAGCAACGAGGAGACGGCGGGCAUGGUGCGACACAUCUACCGGGAGAUAGCCGAGGAGGCGGCGGCCGCCGUCCCCAGAGUAGCUGGAGAUGGAGAAAAAGAUGCGCUGCUCCAUUGCAACUUGCAGGUUUACACAUAUACCUGUGACGUGGGCAAAAGAGAAAAUGUCUACUCAACAGCUGAGAGGGUCCGCAAGGAGGUUGGCGAGGUGUCUGUCCUGGUGAACAAUGCCGGCGUGGUCUCCGGGCACCAUCUACUGGAGUGCCCUGAUGAGCUUAUUGAGAGGACCAUGAUGGUCAACUGUCAUGCACACUUCUGGACCACUAAAGCAUUCCUUCCCAAGAUGCUGGAAAUGAAUCACGGACACAUUGUGACAGUUGCAAGUUCCUUGGGAUUGUUCAGUACUGCUGGAGUGGAGGAUUAUUGCGCCAGCAAAUUUGGAGCUGUAGGUUUCCAUGAGUCUUUGAGCCAUGAACUGAAGGCUGCUGAAAAGGAUGGAAUCAAAACAACUUUAGUCUGCCCUUAUCUUGUAGAUACAGGAAUGUUCAGAGGGUGCAGGAUCAGAAAAGAAAUUGAGCCUUUCCUUCCACCCUUGAAGCCAGAAUACUGUGUGAAGCAGGCUAUGAGAGCUAUCCUUACAGACCAGCCAAUGAUCUGCACACCUCGCCUCAUGUAUAUGGUCACCUUCAUGAAAAGUAUUCUGCCCUUUGAAGCAGUUGUAUGCAUGUACCGGUUUUUGGGUGCAGACAAGUGUAUGUACCCUUUCAUCGCGCAAAGGAAACAGGCUACAAACAACAAUGAAGCAAAAAAUGGAAUUUAACACUGUUUUGGAUGGACUAACCUUUAGAGGUGAAUAUGAAAAUAUUACAUGACUGAAUUGCGAAGUGCACUUGCAUCUAACAGAUGCAAAUGUCAACAUCUUACUGUGGCAUUCUCUUGGGUCCUAAACCUGUGUAUUGAACUCUAAAAAUCAAUGGGUUUUUUAUAUACUGUAAAUAAAACUGACUAGAGUACUUGGAAAAUGUGAUAGGUAAGCAAAGUGAAUUUACCGUGUAGCUGCCACCGUCGUCCUUUAGAAUAUCACUGUAUGUACAGUAAACUAGUCAUACUACUUCUUGUAGGGAUGCACUGUGUCAUGUCUCUUCCUCAGCAUGCUGAGGCUGAUAAGAGCUGUCUCCAACUAGAAGAUGCAAUGUUUCAGAAAUUGUUUGUCUUUCCCUAUGUUAAUUGGGAAGGGGGAGGGAGGGAAAACUUGAGAUUUAAGCUACUGCUUAUGACCUCUUAGCAAAUUCAAGGACAGUUUCUGAAUGCACCUCUUCACGUUCACCCAAGAGCUCUAAAGGACACAUGGCCAAAUUGUGGUGUAAUUCUCUUUUGUAGCAAUUGUGCGUGUUCUUUUUAAACAAAGAUAAAAAGAAAUUUGUAAAUCUCUGCCAAUUCAAAGGCAAGUGAAUGUCUCAUACUCUCAGAGCAAACUUGUACUGGGCAUCUGGUUUUCUAGGAAUGCAGUCAGUGAUUGAAACUGACUUUUUUCAAGUCACUUGAUUUGAAAUAUGCUUUGUUCUGUUUCCCUCUAUAUGCCAGAGUCCAACUAAUACUAUGGACUAUAUGUUUCUUUUCUUCCUCCUCAUUCUUCCUUCUGACAGAGUUCUCCCACCCCUAAGGAAGUUGUUGUAUUAAAUUUCUGUAACUGGACUUGUGCCUAAAAGACAAAGCAACUCAGCUGAGAUACAAACUGUUUAUGUAAGUGCUGGUCAUAUGCCAAUUAUUAGCAAAGGAAAAAUAGAAUAACGCCUGAUGCAACUCUACAUGCGGAAUAUGGAAGGGUGUAAAGAUUUUUUUUUGAGUUGUACUCACAUUUUAGAACAGCAAAUGACAUUUUUACAGUAUUUUUUGUAAAGCAAACAAUUUUGUGCCUUGAAUAAUUUGGUAAUCUGUAUUAGUGAAGCAUUGUAAAAGUGAACUUCUACCUCUGUAUCUUAAUGUAUACCAUCCACUUGUAAACUACUAUCAGACAAAUUGUGAUUACUUUUUUAGAAUGUCUUGUUAAAUAGUGACCAAUGCCUGUGGUUAUUAAAGUGAGCCACCUUUUCCUUAAAACAGUGAUUGCAAUGCUUCCUUGAAAGACUAAACUAAUGCAAACUACUUGUGCCUGUUCCGUAGCUCUUUAGUAUCAACACAGUUCAAAUAUUUAUUGCUCAGUUCCUGUAUCCAGUUCAUCAGCUACAUGGUUUACAGUGUAAUCUCUUAAGUCUAUCACUAAGUACUGUGAAAUUAGGCUUUAGGAGCUGACAGUUUUCUAUAGUUUGUAAACUCAUCGAUGAAGUAACUGGUCAAAGAGCUUUUGAAUAAUAUUCAUUUUGGUUUUCUAUAGAGCUUCAUUUAGAUCUACAUAAAAAUGACCCAGUGUGGAUGCAGUUUUAAUGAAUUUAAAUGUAAAUACUGUUUCAGUACAGCUGCAGUUAUUGCUUCAUAUAUAUAUCAUACAUACAAAAAAAAGGUAUCUGUGUGGAGAAUAGUGUUGUUAACUAAGCCUGUUUAGAAAUUAAAGUAGAAGAAACUGUUUACAUUAACCCUUACUCCAAAUUCCAUGCUCUUUUGAAAAAACUUCUUAAUGACUUCCCCAGGGCCAAAUUAACUCCUGUGUUCUUACAGCAAAGUCACUAAAAGCAAGUACAGCAAAUUUCAUUCUAUUAUAUAGCAUCAUUUUAAAGCACACUUCUUUCUAAGAUGUCUCAAUCUAUAUUGCUGUCUUGGACUAAGAAGCAACUUUUAAAGUUUAAUAUAUUGAUACUCAGGACACUUAUUAGCCUGAUAUAACAUGAAAAAAAAGAAGCUGCCCAGUAAUAUCAAGUUUCUAUAAAACAUUGUGCCAAUUUACAAUGGUUAUAGACUUACUUAAAAAGUAGGUUCCAGGGCUUGUAGGGCUCUACUUUAAUUAUUGAAUACUUUGUCAUCCUGGUUUCUGUACUACCAUUCCAGAAAUAUGAUGGUCCAUCUCAGUUCUUGAACUGUGUGGCUGAGGGGUGGCUUGUGCGUGGUGUGCUCUGUGAGCACGUUUCUAAAACUUUUUCAGACCCUUAACUUUUCACCUUCUAUUCAAAAGUCAAUUAGUUACAUAUAGAGAAAGGGGAUACCAGAUACCUUGUAGAUCUGGUGAGAAUUGCUUAAGAGCUUGUGGGGAGAAUCUCUGAGCCUAAUUUCAUAUUAUUCUAGUUUGUCAAGUAAUAUCAAAGUUAUUGCCCACAACAUCCCUGGAGGCAGCUAUGGUUCCAACCUUAACAAAAUGGAUAGUGCUUGUCUUGAAAAAUGGGAGACUGGGCUUAAAUUCAAUUCAAGCCUCCAGAGAAACAAAUUCAAAGUGUCAGUUUCUCCUGAUGUAGAUAGGCUGCUUUAGAAACAAUCCUGAAACUUCUGUCACCUCUAGUCACACCUUAAAAAAACAGCACAUAAAGAAGCUGGUCACCUGUCCGAGAGGGUUUUUGGCUGACUUGAUGGUUUCCAGUUGCACGGGUGACUCCUAUGAAGCAGGAAGAGAAGACUUGUGACUGAGGAUGGAGUGGGAACUGGGGUUUCCCCUCUUUAGUUUACCCUAAACAGCUGCAAAUACCAUGUGAUACUGAGAGUUUUCUUUAGCACUACAGUCAGAAACUAUGAGAAUUACUGUGUCUCUACAGGGUGGUGGCUCUACACCAAUUAACUGAUAGACUGAAUUAUUUCAGCGCAAAGCCAGUGCAGUUUAAGUAGCUCAGGUAAAAGUUUAAAUUAAUACUUUAAACUAGUAACUAGGUGUAGGAAUGUUUUCCUUCAUUCUGUAAGACGAUGCUGCAAAAGUUUACUGUUACAUCCAGAUGAGCCAAUAUGGGCGCGUCUCUUGGUAUCUUCCUGUCUUUGUCUUGCUGUAGCAACCAGAUGGGAUAGGCAGCUGAUGAAAGUGUUCUCAGAAAGCUUCUAUCUUAAUGGUGCUAAGCUUAUAGUCAUGUAUAUGAGGUGUUUGAAGAUCAUUCUAUAGCACUGUACUUCCCCUUAAGCAGGACAAAUCACACCCUUAUCUUGGCACAUCUACAAUGGUGCUGUUAACCCUAGUUAACAGUCAGUGGAGAGAAAUCGGGGCUACCUGAUUUAGGGACUUAGAGUUUUUUGGGGUGUUUUAGUUUGUGUUCCUGUCUGAUGAUUAGAUACUUUCACAACACAGGAGCUGGCUGCUUUCUCACAGAAUCACAGAGUGGUAGGGGUUGGAAGGGACCUCUGGAGAUCAUCUUGUCCAACCCCCCUGCUUGAGCAGGCACACCCAGAGCAGGGGGCACAGGAGCGCAUCCAGGUGGGUUUUGAACAUCUCCAGGGAAGGAGACUCCACAACCUCCCUGGGCAGCCACUUCCACUGCUCUGUCACCCUCACAGGAAAGAAGCUUUUCCUCAUAUUGAGGUGGAACUUGCUGCGUUCCAACUUGUGCCCAUUUCCCCGGUGCUGUCAUUGGGCACUAAUGAAAAGAGUCCAGUCCCAAAGUCGUCUUGCCACAGAAGAUGUCUGCAUGACCAGUUCAGACAUCAUUAUCUGUGCUUGGUCAGAGGAAUGGUACCUUAAGGGUUUGUAUGUGUUCUGUUUAAACCAAAUCUCAGAAGGUGUGAGAGAACUUUUCCCUCUCUGAGGAAUAAAAUUCCUCAGAUUUGCCCUGUGGUAAGUAUAUGUGCAUAGACAGUUGCUGCAAUAUAACCGGUACGUCCGAAGUGUGCUCACAGCCAGGCUUACCUUGUGGUAGCUUAGUUCUGGGCUUACACUUGGAGAAUUUGUCUGUGUAGUUCCCACGUAAAUGUCUAUACAAAUAGUUCUCUAGCACCAGGCUCAGUGGUGCCCAGAGACAGGGCAAGACGCAACGGGCACAAGCUGAAACAGGAGGUUCCUUCUAAACAUUGGGAAACACGUUUUCACUGUGAGGGUGACCAAGCACUAGCACAGGUUGCCCAGAGAGGUUGUGGAGUCUCUACAGAGAUAUUCAAAAGCCAUCUGGACAUGGUCCUGGGCAACCGCCUCUAGGUAGCCCUGCUUGAGCAGAUGACCUCCAGAGGUCCCUUCCCACCUCAACCAUUCUGUGAUUCUUCCAGAAAAAAAGGGAGCCUAGUUUCUGGUUAGUAGACACACUAUGAAUGUGAAUUAGCAUUUCUUAUGAGCUUGACCAUGUAGGAAGGAAAUGUAGAGUAAUCUGAAUUCACAUCUCCUAUACCCACCUCCUAUAUGGACAGUCCCAAUGGGAAGUGGAGCCUCGGUUAAUUUCAUUAACUUUAUGUAGCUCAAUAGAAGACUGUAAACCUAGAUUUUUCCUCUAUCUGUAUGAUAAAGGUGUCUGGGGGAGCAAAUUUAUCCGUGUAAAAUCUGAGCUGUUCUCAAAGUGAGUCUUCCUUCUCUUCUGUUCCCUAGUCUUUAAAAGGAGUCUGGGGUCGCCAGGUUACUAGACUGGGUGUGCCCGUUAAGUAGUUGGAGUGAGAUAAAACAAGUUUGGCCUUCAAAUAUCUUUGCUUUUAAUGUUAUUAGUUUCUCGUACCAUGUACUUGUUGGUUAUUUUAUGUAUGAAUUUAGCUGUGGAUUGGAGCCCAUAAGCUAGAUGCCAAAUAUAGUAAAAAUCGUGCUUUCCCCCACACCCUGUUAGGCCUGUUCAGACGGUGUAUGUAGAGUUGUUAAUGCAGACUAAGUACGUACUUUAACUUACAUCAUACUGACUUGUGCAGAAGACCUUUAAGUGGGGUAAGCUAAUCAGGAACGAUACCCUUUUACUUCAUAAUGAAUAGAUAAUUCAGGAGCAAUCAUUAUUCUUUACAUUCAAGCACCAUCAUUGCUUGCCGUAGCUUUUGUGCGUAGACAAAAUCUGACGAGCCUUGUCUUUAGGAGCAACUUGAGGAAAAUCAGAGGAAUCAAAGCUGUGUAGUGAACACACAAAGAGGAUUAAGUUAUGGACCACUGUGGUUCUAAAAGUGUGCAUCUGCACAAGAGUUUAAAGCAUAUAAAAACAUUAAAUUAACCUCUGAAUUUGAUUCCUAAUUUUUCCCCAUCUCUCUGAGUAGACAAGUCCUAAGCAUCUGUACAACAAAACUGGAUGAUCGUAACACAAAAGGUAGUCUGGUAAGUAUUUAUCCUCAGAGUCUGUUUCUGUCCAUUAAUGCUUUAAACCCAAAUUUUCCAAGUACAGAAACUUUGGGGCUCUGCUCAGUUUUCCGUUGCUGCCAAGUUCAUACCCCAUGAACAGGAAAUAAAACUGUCUAUCACAGAGAUAAGGUCUUCUAACAGCCCCUGAAACAGGGGGUUAGGCAGAACUGUUUGAUGAGGGCACCUGAUUUAAGGCUGACUUUGUCAUGAAGCUCCUAACCCCAAAUUCCUGGCGUUUAGUCACACAGCUGCUGCCCUCCUUCGCAAAAAAAAAUUGGGGAAUCUAGGGAUGGUCCCCAACAACGUGUAUGUUUUAUGUCACUAUGUAAAACCCCCAAACCUGGUAUCAUAAUUAGCCUGUUAUGUUUCAGCCUGGCCAUUAAAUGCUGAUGUAUGUAAUGACAGAAAGUAUGGCUUUAUCGUGCCAUCAAAGAAAUGGAGAAAUUUGUACUAACUUUUUUUAAACAUAGUUUAAGUGGACAACCCAAAUAUUUAAAAUAACUUUAGAAGUAACAUUCCGGCUUACAUACUUAUCUAUCUGCUUAAUGCUGACAAUACACAAACAAUUCAUUUCUUCCACA